GACGUUUUAGUCAUAUCGUGAAAGAAAAUCGAACGAAACGGAGUAAUUACAAUAAAUUACUCAUCUGGUUCAAACCAAUUUAAAUUGUUUGUUGUGUUUCUUUGUCUCAGUAAAAUUAUUGUGGUGUAAGUCAUAACUCGUUCGUUCUUGGAAGAGUUGGAAGUUUAAAUAUUUGAAAUGGCUGGGCACAAGUAUGUCAAUCCAAACAACUUGUUCGAGGACGAGGAGGACGUAGACGACGACACUUUUGUGAACGCCUACAGGAGUCGUAAUCCGCCACCAUCAGCCGUGACACGUCCUGCUAACACGUCCAGUACAGCGUACGGAGGCCACAUAGCGAACCUAGAACGACAAAGGCAAGUAAUGUUGGAGAGACAAAGAGAGAUCGAACAGCGCACGUUGGACUCUUCCGCACGCAGCGUGCAGCUACUGCGAGACUCUGAAAACAUCGGCAUCGCCACGGCCGAGGAGCUGGCGCGGCAGCGUGACGCGCUCGACAACACCAACCGCCGUCUCGAUGAAAUCAACACCAACCUAAACACGACGCAGAAACAUCUCAACGGAAUCAAAUCAGUAUUCUGGGGUCUCAAAAACUAUAUUUCUGGCAAGUCUGAACAGCCUCCAUCCCGAAGCCAAGCCUCUCCUAAUUCCCAAACAGGCCGGGUUGGUGCUAGCAGCAGCAGAUUAAAUGAAACUCUAGAUAAUCUAGGUCCAAUGAGUUCAGGCAUUGGAGACAAUUACAAUUCACAUCCAUCCACUCGGCUACGAGGAAUGAAUGAGCAAACCAUGGCCGACCCCGUGACGGACAGUGACCGUGUUAACAAAAUGUUAGAUGCAAACUUAGAUGAGAUGGUCCACGCUAUUACAAGACUUAAAGGUUUGGGAGCAGCGCUUGGUGAUGAAAUUGAACAACAAAAUGACCUCAUAGACACCAUCCAGGACAAAGUUGAGGGGGCAGAUAUUAAAAUUGGCCGACAAAAUAAGACAAUGAACAAACUACUGGGGAAAUAGUGCAUGGUUUUGAAAUCAGGUAGCAUAUGUGUGCCGAGCACCAAUGUGUUACCUAAUGAACUAUUUCAGUACAUGCACUUGUGGUUGCACUUUGUUAUGGAUUCCCAUUUGUUCCAAUUUAUACUCAAACAAGUUUUUGUUGUGAGGAAAAAAUGGGAAUAGACUUUUCCCAUUUUCUUUUAAUAAUGCCAAAUCUCUAUCUCUAUAAUCUGUUAUUGGGAAUGCAACCUGGAUCUGGCUAGUAAAACCCAUCAUGGAUCUGGCUGGUAAACCCCAAUUUUUUGUAUAUCCCUAAACCAAGUGGCAUUACCAACUUGCAAUCACUGAUUUCAGCUAUCAAUUACAUAGUUAUAUAAACCACCUAUAAAUUGUUGUGUUCUGGUUCUCUCGCAGACAUUAGAUAAUGAGAUAUAAUUAGUAUAAGGCCUGAA
Messenger RNA from Cydia strobilella, 1442 nucleotides. It is a transcript of the gene Snap29, whose product is annotated as soluble NSF attachment protein 29. NCBI's taxonomy places the organism in Eukaryota, Metazoa, Arthropoda, Insecta, Lepidoptera, Tortricidae. The coding region runs from base 178 to 1011 and encodes 277 amino acids. Gene Ontology annotation, cellular component: plasma membrane; SNARE complex. The record is from RefSeq and is a predicted model, not a curated record. The transcript has a single exon. Gene Ontology annotation, biological process: exocytosis; synaptic vesicle priming; synaptic vesicle fusion to presynaptic active zone membrane. Gene Ontology annotation, molecular function: syntaxin binding; SNAP receptor activity.